AUGUCAAAGUACCUCAAGAGUGCAGCUCUGGUCCUCCAGGUUGCCUGCGGAGUCCAGCUCUUCAACAACCACGUCGCCGAAUUCACCUGGUGCUUUGGUCCUUCAAUGCUGCCAACACUCAACAUGACAGGUGACAUCGUCGGCUUUGAACAUCUGACCCAACGGUUCUCGAAGCUCGGCACUGGAGAUUUGGUCGUGGCCGUCUCCCCUACAGACCCCUCGAAGCUCGUCUGCAAACGGAUCAUUGGUGUCCCUGGAGAUAAGGUUGUCAUCGAUCCCGUCUCUCCUCACCGCCAGUAUAUUACCGUCCCACCUGGUCACUACUGGCUGAUGGGCGAUAACCUGAGCAACUCGACCGACUCGCGUGCUUAUGGUCCUGUCAGUGGAGGAUUAGUUCUCGGGCGCGUUUUUGCCCGGGUAAGUUAG
Molecule: messenger RNA, 426 nt
Organism: Linnemannia hyalina
Lineage: Eukaryota; Fungi; Mortierellomycota; Mortierellomycetes; Mortierellales; Mortierellaceae
Source: the annotation of a GenBank genome assembly